AUGGCAAGUUUCCUCGGCCGGCUACGGUCAAACGUGCAACUCUUCAAGCGAAAACGGCCCUGUUCUUUGUACGGGGACUCAGACGAUGAGUCUACAUCGAGGCACGCUAAAAGAAGAGCUGGAAGUCCAAUAAUCAUUACUGAUAGCGAUGAUGAUGAUGACGACGUGAAAGAAGUGAAACCACGAGGAUAUGGCGGCAGAGGAUCUAUUUUUGAUCCUAUCGUACUUCCAGAAUGGCACAGUCCCAGUAUCAUCUCGGACGAGAGUAAGGGAGAGCUGGUAGAGAUCUCGGAUGAUGAGGAUGAAGACUGGGACUACGAAGACCAGGACGACGAAGACGGCAAUGAUGAAGAAUCGCCGCUUUUCAAAGCUCCCGCACCUCUGAGUCCAUCGCCACUGCCCAAUGCUCUUCCAUCACGAAGUCAAAAUCUCUGGGCCGGUGCUCCUGGUGUGGGUGAUUAUGCCAAGGAAGAAAGUCCCAUUGAGCGAAGCAAAUUUCCGGCAUUUCUGGAUCUCAUUAAUGAUUCAGACGCGGAUAAUGGGGAUGAUGAGAAUGGCUCGCUUCAUGAAGGGACCGACGAUGAAGAUGAAGAUCAUGUAUUUUCUUUCACCGGCACGAGUAGUUCGCAACUCUCCCAAUCUACCCUUGCUCUUUCUCAGGAGACGGAUGUCACCUCGAUCUCUUCAGCAUCGAGUCAGUCCCAAGAAGCAACCAGGCCGAAGCAUUCUAUCUGGGCCACCAAGACCAAGGAUAUCGAGGCAUUUUUCGCAGGUACUUCGUCCAAGCCCGGUGCCGAUCGAUACAGCGUUCAAUACGACAACCAAGUGACACUUGACUUAGUCACACGUAAGAAGCUUUUCUGGUACAGGUACUGGAAGAUCUGUCUACCGCAGAUCCGUCGUACAUUCAACCGAUACCUAGAGCAUGCUAAUGCUUCCGACGACGAGCAAUGCUACCUUUACAAAGGGCCCCGGCUGGCUAGCGCAGGACGAGUGCUUUCGCUAACUGCACAGUUCCGGCAUAAAGGUCAUAUGGAGAGAUUGACCAUCAACGUGGGCCUCGUAGCCAUGCUCCUAGACGAUCGGAUAACGGAUGCUCACCGCAAAGGAAUCGUCGAAGAAGGUUUCCAUGCCUCUCACCUAUGUGGGAAUUGGACCUGCAUUAACAGCAGGCACAUAGUCCCGGAAUUAGGAGCCGUGAAUAUCAACCGCAAUCGUUGCUUUCCAAAGAUGGAGGAGGCUUGCUGGCAUACACCACCCUGUAUGAAGCAUCUCAAACAAGACGGUCAUAAUUUGAGAUCAAUACCGGCAGCCAAGCUCCUACAACCACCACGACCUUCCAUUUACCACAAUUCGUAUGGAUUCCAUGAUCUCUUCAAGUAUUAG
This is a messenger RNA of Aaosphaeria arxii CBS 175.79, 1386 nucleotides long. RefSeq lists its product as uncharacterized. Gene Ontology annotation, molecular function: endonuclease activity. The coding region runs from base 1 to 1386 and encodes 461 amino acids. Lineage: Eukaryota; Fungi; Ascomycota; Dothideomycetes; Pleosporales. The record is from RefSeq and is a predicted model, not a curated record. The transcript has a single exon.